GAUGUAACUGAUCGUCCGCAAUCAUUUACUUUCAUUUCGCUCCUCGCCAAUUUUUCCCAUCGUUCUCUCUGUUUUCGUAUCUAGCGAUAUAUAUAUCUAUACAGAUUUGGAUUCUUGUUUUCUAUUUCUUUCUCAAGAAAAGAUAAAUACAUAUAUAUAUUUUAAUCAAAGAUUAGAUCAGAGAAAAAUGGUUGAAACAAGGCGAAGCUCGUCUUCUUCAAAGCGCGCCCUGUCGUCUCCAUCCUCUUCUUUACCUAACGGCAAAAGAUCUAAGGCGGCGGAGGCUUCAUCUUCAUCAACGAAUGAUUCACCGGCGGUGGAGGAAGUGGUAAGUGAGGCUGUGGUGAAGGAAUCGGCGAGGGAUGAGGUUCGAUCUGUUGAUCUGGCCAUCGGUGGUGGUGCGAAGCAGUCGGAUGUGAAAAAAUUGCCGGAGGCGGUGGUGGAAGGUGAGCCUUUGAUUUUUCCGAUAACUAUAGUUGCCUCUGUAACUGAUGCAGAGGAAGCGAAAUUGAAUGGACCAGCAGGGAAUCGAGGAAAGAAGGGGCAACUGAAAUCACAUGCUGGGGACGCAUGGGGGAAACUUCUUUCUCAGUCUUCUCAGAAUCCUCAUGUUGUUUUGCAUCAUCCUACUUUCACUGUUGGUCAAGGCAGCCAAUGCGACUUGUGGGUAGGAGAUCCAUCAGUUGGUAAAUCUUUGUGUAACCUGAAGCACAUGGAGUCAGAGGGUGGAGAGUCAAUUACUUUACUUGAAAUAACUGGAAAGAAAGGAUCUGUCCAAGUGAAUGGCAAGUCUUGCACUAAAGAUUCCAUUGUACGACUAAAGGAAGGUGACGAGGUGGUAUUUAGCUCGUCUGAUAAACAUGCUUAUAUUUUCCAACAACUCGUAAAUAAUAAAACAUCUGUUUCGGACGUGCCACCUUCAGUCAACAUAUUAGAAGCCCAUGGUGGACCAAUAAAAGGUCUACAUAUUGAGACAAGAUCGGGAGAUCCUUCUGCUUUUGCAGUUGCGUCAACACUGGCAUCUUUAUCGAAUCUCGGGAAAGAAUUAUCGCUUCUUCCUCCAUCAUCUCAGAAUGAUGAGGAUGCACGGCAGGGUUCUGAAUUGCCAUCUGUACCUGCUGCUUGUGAAGUCUUAGAUAAUGGUCUCUUGGAUUCUGACAUGAAGGACUCCUCUGACCAUAAUGACGAGCCUAUUGUUUCAUUGGGUGAGAAGAGCACCAUUCCAUCUUCUGACGUUGCCAAUGAAAACUUGAGUGUUGAUGCUGAGACUGGGAAGAUUAUAUCUGAAACCAGUGACUUGAGGCCCUUUCUACGCAUUCUUGCAGGAUCAACAGCUCCUGACGUGGAUAUCAGUGGUAGCAUUUCAAAAAUUCUCAAAGAGAAUAGGGGAGUAAGAAAUCGACACAAGGAUUCUGACCCUCUUAUUUCAGCAUCAUCAAGGCGUCAAGCAUUCAGAGAUGGUUUACAACAGGGGAUUCUUGAUUCCAAAUUUAUUGAUGUUUCAUUUGAAAAUUUUCCAUAUUAUCUAAGUGAAACCACGAAGAAUGUUCUAAUUGCUUCGACAUACAUACAUCUGAAGUGUAGUAAAUUUGCAAAGUUUACAACUGAUCUCCCUACGGUGUGUCCUAGAAUCUUAUUAUCUGGCCCUGCAGGUUCAGAAAUAUACCAGGAAACAUUGACCAAGGCACUUGCUAAACACACUGGCGCUAGGCUUCUUAUAGUUGAUACUAUUCUAUUGCCUGGUGGACAAACAACGAAGGAAGCUGAUCCUGUAAAAGAAAUUUCAAAGCCUGAAAGAGCAAGUGUAUUUGCUAAACGGGCUGCUGCUGCUGCUGCACUACAUCUCAAGAAACCAAUGUCAAGUGUUGAGGCUGAUAUGACGGGGGGAUCAACUUUAAGUUCUCAGGCUCAGCCAAAGCAGGAGGCGUCUACCGCUUCAUCAAAAUCCUGCACUUUCAAAAAAGGUGAUAGGGUGAAGUAUGUGGGUUCAUUACCAUCAGGGUUUUCUCCUCAAACGCCAAUAAGCUCUUUUCAUACACGUGGUAUUGUAUCUGUUCGGUGCAGAGGUCCAACAUAUGGUUAUAGAGGCAAGGUGAUACUUGCUUUUGAGGAAAAUGGUUCUUCUAAAGUUGGGGUUAGAUUUGAUAGAACAGUUCCAGACGGUACUGAUCUUGGGGGCCUCUGUGAAGAAGAUCAUGGUUUCUUUUGUGCAGCUGACUUAUUACGUCUAGAUAGCUCCAAUGCUGAUGAUGUUGACAAGCUUGCCAUUAAUGAACUCUUUGAGGUUGCUUCUGUAGAAAGUAAAAGUAGUCCGCUAAUUUUGUUUAUGAAAGACUUGGAGAAGUCCAUGGUUGGAAAUCCUGAGGCAUAUGCAGCCUUUAAAAGUAAGCUUGAAACAUUACCUGAUAAUGUUGUUAUCAUAGCUUCUCAUACUCAGACAGACAACCGAAAGGAGAAAUCCCAUUCUGGUGGAUUGCUGUUCACAAAAUUUGGAAGCAACCAAACGGCAUUGCUGGACCUUGCCUUCCCGGAUAAUUUUGGUAGGUUGCAUGAUCGAAGUAAAGAAACCCCAAAGACACUGAAGCAGCUCAGUCGUCUUUUCCCAAACAAAGUGACUAUACAGAUUCCUCAGGAUGAAACAGUACUAUUAGAAUGGAAAAAACAACUAGACAUUGAUAUUGAAACAAUGAAAUCAGAGUCAAAUAUUGGUAGCAUUCGCUCGGUUCUAAAUCAAAUCGGUCUUGAUUGUCCUGAUCUUGAAACUAUAUGCAUCAAAGACCAAGCUUUGACAACUGAAAGUGUUGAAAAAAUUGUUGGCUGGGCUUUAAUUCAUCAGUUGAUGCACUGUUCUGAAGUAUCAGUCGAACAGUCCAAACUUGCUAUUUCAAGCAAAGAUAUUAGAUAUGGGCUCAACAUUCUUCAGGGCAUUCUAAAUGAAAACAAGAAUUUGAAGAAAUCUCUCAAGGAUGUGGUUACCGAGAAUGAAUUUGAGAAAAGACUGCUUGCUGAUGUUAUUCCACCUGGUGAUAUUGGAGUUACUUUUGAUGACAUUGGAGCAUUGGAGAAUGUGAAGGAAACUGUGAAGGAAUUGGUAAUGCUACCGCUGCAAAGGCCAGAGUUGUUCGGCAAAGGACAGCUGACAAAGGUAAAAUGACUCGAUCUCUAAUUC
Messenger RNA from Olea europaea var. sylvestris, 3169 nucleotides. RefSeq lists its product as uncharacterized. The transcript is spliced from 20 exons. Gene Ontology annotation, cellular component: mitochondrial outer membrane. Bases 188 to 3154 code for a protein of 988 amino acids. The record is from RefSeq and is a predicted model, not a curated record. NCBI's taxonomy places the organism in Eukaryota, Viridiplantae, Streptophyta, Magnoliopsida, Lamiales, Oleaceae. Gene Ontology annotation, molecular function: protein binding.